CUUUAUGGAACAUUUUCCGCCAAGAUCAAGGGAAAGUGAAUCCGCGCAGCGGGGGAUGCCCCGCACGCCGCUGCCAUCGGGGGCCGCGGAGCCGCGCCCGGCCUGAGCGCCCCGCGCAGCCGCCGCGCUGCCCCGCGGAUGCCCUUCAUGCCGCAGCCGCCCCCCAGGCGAAGCCCGGAGCCCCCCGCUGCGCCUCCUGCCCCCCGGCCGGCUGUGAAAUGCUCCAGGAGAAAAGCCUGUCUGAAACCGAGGAAGGGUUUCCAACAGCCCCCGCGCCCGGCCAUGCGGACUCCUCCGCCGGUUCCCCCGUCCUCGGCGUAGCCGGGGGGAGCAGCACGCCUCUCAGCAGCCCGCAGCUCCCCGACCCCGAGCAGACAAUAGAAAAUAUCAAAGUCUAUCUCCAUGAGAAGGAGCUAUGGAAGAAAUUUCAUGAAGCUGGCACCGAAAUGAUAAUAACCAAAGCAGGCAGGAGGAUGUUUCCUAGUUACAAGGUCAAAGUGACCGGAAUGAACCCCAAGACCAAGUACAUCUUGUUGAUCGACAUCGUCCCGGCUGACGACCACCGGUAUAAAUUCUGUGACAACAAAUGGAUGGUGGCUGGGAAGGCAGAGCCGGCCAUGCCGGGGCGGCUGUACGUGCACCCCGACUCACCGGCCACGGGAGCGCACUGGAUGCGGCAGCUGGUGUCCUUUCAGAAGCUAAAACUCACCAACAACCACCUGGAUCCCUUUGGACAUAUCAUUCUUAAUUCAAUGCAUAAAUACCAACCACGACUGCAUAUUGUGAAGGCUGACGAGAACAACGCUUUCGGGUCGAAGAACACAGCCUUCUGCACCCAUGUUUUUCCAGAGACGUCCUUUAUAUCGGUGACCUCCUACCAGAAUCACAAGAUAACCCAGCUGAAAAUUGAGAACAACCCCUUUGCCAAGGGAUUCAGGGGGAGCGACGACAGCGACCUGCGCGUGGCACGACUGCAAAGCAAAGAAUAUCCAGUAAUUUCCAAAAGCAUCAUGAGGCAGAGGUUGGUGUCCAGUCAUGGCCAGCUUUCAACAAAGCCAGAUGUUAAUCCACUUCAUGGGAAUCACCAGACCCUUCAACAUUAUCAGUAUGAGAACGGUGCUCACAUGCAAUUUGCGGCUUCAGAUACUCAAGAUCUGCCACUCAACACCUUCACAGCACAGAGAGAUUCAGGGCUCUUCUAUCAUUGCCUAAAAAGAAGAGAAAGUGCUCGGCACCUGGACCUGCCCUGCAAACGCUCCUACCUGGAAGCCUCCUCUUCUGUAGGAGACGAUCACUAUUUCCGUUCCCCACCUCCGUACGAUCAGCAGAUGCUGAGCCCUUCCUAUUGCAGCGAGGUGACUCCGAGGGAAGCGUGCAUGUACUCUAGUUCUGGGGCUGAAAUUGCCGGUGUCUCAACGGUUGACGACUUGCCGCCCCCGCCUCCCCCCUUGAGCUGCAAUAUGUGGACUUCUGUCGCACCUUACACCAGCUACAGUGUUCAGACAAUGGAAACUGUCCCUUACCAGCCUUUCCCUGCUCAUUUCACUGCCACCACCAUGAUGCCGCGGCUCCCGUCCAUCACGGGUCAAGGCUCGCAGCCACCAGGUAACAGCCACUUCAGUGUCUACAACCAGCUGUCCCAGUCUCAGGUUCGGGAGCGCGUUCCUUCUUCAUCUUUCCCGAGGGAAAGGGUGCACCCGUCUGUGUGCGAGAGAAAACCCCCCUCUCCGCACCUAAACGCGGCGAACGAAUUCCUGUACUCACAAAGCUUUUCCUUGUCGAGGGAGUCAUCGCUGCAGUAUCAUUCAGGGAUGGGGACUGUGGAGAACUGGACUGACGGAUGACUCUGACGGCCAAGCGAUGCCACAGCCAACGUUACUGCUCCAGGACAGUGUUCAAUCAGUGUUGAUACCUGUGGGUAACUUGCACUUCGGUGAGACAAAUGUGCGUUUCCAGAGGGAUUUGUGUGGGUGAGGAGCUUGUAUCUUCAGACACACAGAGAAUUACAUCUCCUGUCUUGGUGGGCUGGAUUCAUCAGUCUCUUACUGACUCCCAAAUAAAUUAAUUCUCGCGUCUUCAUUACUCAUCCAGUAGAAACCAUCUUCAUGACUAACAAGUGAAGUAGCUAGUCAUUUUCUUUUGCCUGUAAUAUUAAACAUCCGUGAGCAAAUUUUGGCUAUUUGGGAAAAAUAUGAGCUUCACUUUUAUGGUACUUGUUUCGUGAAGUCACAGCAUCCCAAAACUCAAAGGAAAAAGCGAUCUGUUUGGUUGCGUAGUUCCCGGACUGCUGUAGCAGCACUUCUUUAGCUUCUUUUUGUCUGUAGAAAUAUAACUUCUUCCUCUGGAAGUGACGGAGCCAUAGGAGCGCGGGGGCCGGCGGGGAGGCUCGGCGGUGGGGUCAGGGAGCUGCGGUGCCGCUCCGGUACCUCCCCGGCGCAGCGCAGGGUUCGUGCCAUGGCGCGGAGAGGAGAAGGCACCGAUGCACAAAUGUCUCUUCUUCCCCCCACAACACCAUCAUUCGUGGCUGUGGGAAACUAAGAAGUGAAGCGUUAUGCCUGAGGCCAAAGAGCAAAUUAAUUGCAGCGUUAGGAACAGACCCAGUGUCUUCAGACUCCCAUCCGCUGAUUGAAUCACACUUGCUUAUUGCAAUAUAUUUAUGAAGUUUUAAGCUUAAAGUCGCUAAUACUUUCCAGAAACGAUUUCUGUAUUUGCUGGUCCUUGAUUUCUUUCGCAUUCAGCUGAAACGCGCCUUUUGUGCUAUGUUUUUUUCUUUCGCAGCUAACUCAGAAAGAAUUGUUUUCAGCAUAAAGGAGGCAUAGAGGAAUAUUUUCUUAAUUGGGGGGUGGGGUGGGAAGAGUUCCCAUUACCUGUCAGGCUUUACAGUGUACAAAUAUUUGUAGAGCAGGUAAAAAUCUGUAACCAGUGUAUACGUUGCUACUAUUGUUUACUGUGGAAGUAUCUUGAACUGACUCCUUCAGCGCCGGCUUUGCCUGCUGGUGUCCCUACGAGGUGAGGAGGGGUGCCCCAGCGACAGCCACGGCGUGGAAUGGCCUCGCGUGGGAAGGCAAGCUGCGCUCUUUCUGGGACGAAACUCCCGUGGCCUUCACCCGAAAAGCUCCUGAGCUGGGGUGCGUCCUCCUCCGAUCCGCAGCGUGUCCAUCGCGCCAAGCUCCCAGGCGAUGCUGUCCCCGGGGAUGGCAACACUGAGGUGAUGCUGGGCGUUUGGUCCCACUAAAGAGCGCGGUAUUUAAGCUCUAGCCAUGCACAGCGGGGUUUUUCCCCCCGCCCCUGCUUCCCAAUGGGCAAAGGCAAAAAGCUGAAACAGAAAUUCGGCAGUCGGGGGGGGGGUACUUCCGCGUUUUGAUGAAUCCAUCCCAGUGAAGAGAGGCUGAUGGAUGAGGGCGGCUGCUUGCGGUGAGACAACCCCGAGGCCACUAACGUGGAGGUCACGUUUCAACCAGGACAAUCUCAUACACCCGUUCAGCAGACUGUGUGUGUGAGCCGUGUGGAUU
Molecule: messenger RNA, 3512 nt
Organism: Tyto alba (common barn owl)
Lineage: Eukaryota; Metazoa; Chordata; Aves; Strigiformes; Tytonidae
Gene: TBX4
Product: T-box transcription factor 4
Exons: 9
Coding region: 219-1844 (541 amino acids)
Biological process (GO): regulation of transcription by RNA polymerase II; cell fate specification; angiogenesis
Cellular component (GO): nucleus
Molecular function (GO): DNA-binding transcription factor activity, RNA polymerase II-specific; RNA polymerase II cis-regulatory region sequence-specific DNA binding
Source: RefSeq, a predicted model, not a curated record